Episyrphus balteatus (marmalade hoverfly) is the source of this 598-nucleotide messenger RNA. It is a transcript of the gene Obp99c, whose product is annotated as general odorant-binding protein 99a. Gene Ontology annotation, biological process: sensory perception of smell. The transcript has 2 exons. Gene Ontology annotation, molecular function: odorant binding. Bases 95 to 535 code for a protein of 146 amino acids. The record is from RefSeq and is a predicted model, not a curated record. Lineage: Eukaryota; Metazoa; Arthropoda; Insecta; Diptera; Syrphidae.
UGGCAACUGAACAGAUUUGCCUAUAAAUAACAUCGUUCGGACAGUAUUUAGCGUUAGUCAAAUUUUAUUUUUUGAACAAUACACUCUGUCCACAAUGAAAAUUUUCCUUGUUGUUCUUGCCCUUGUUGGAGCUGUCCUAGCUGAAGAAUGGGUACCAAAGAAGUUGAAUGAUAUCAAAGAAAUUCGUAGCGAAUGUUUGGUCUCCAACCCAUUGUCCGCAGAUCAAUUGACAGCCAUGAGGAACUUAGUGUACCCCGACGAAGAAGCCGUUCGUGAAUACCUUCUCUGUGUUUGUAAAAAAUGGGAAAUUUUCUGCGAACAUGAAGGAUGGCAUGUAGACCGAAUUGUUAAACAAUUCAAACUGUCAUUGGACGAAGCUGAAGCUACCCGCAUUGCUGAAGGUUGCGCCGACAAAAAUGAACAAAAGAGCAGUGCUGCUGCUUGGGUAUACCGUGGACACAAGUGUUUGAUGGCCAGCAAGAUCGGAGAUGAAAUUAAGGAAUUCAUGAAGAAGCAAUUGGCUAAGAAAGCUUAAACUAAAUUUGUGUUAAUGUGAAGACUGAAUUUUUAAUAACUGCUACAGUAAAAUAAUAAAAUA